Messenger RNA from Nycticebus coucang (slow loris), 1745 nucleotides. It is a transcript of the gene RAB30, whose product is annotated as RAB30, member RAS oncogene family. Gene Ontology annotation, cellular component: trans-Golgi network. The coding region runs from base 396 to 1007 and encodes 203 amino acids. Gene Ontology annotation, molecular function: GTPase activity; GTP binding. The transcript is spliced from 5 exons. The record is from RefSeq and is a predicted model, not a curated record. Gene Ontology annotation, biological process: Rab protein signal transduction. Lineage: Eukaryota; Metazoa; Chordata; Mammalia; Primates; Lorisidae.
GUUUCAUAAUCUUUUGGCUCAGAUCUGCUGCUGCCACACCCUGUGCUUCUCAGGAUCCCUGGGUCCUGUUGAAGUUAGCAUGUGCCUUGCCUAUAACCUAAAUUACCCUGGCUGCUAUGCAAGGUGUUACUGAAUGCAAAAUGAAUUUUCUUCCCUGCUCCUUGGGGCGAAGCUGGCUCAGAGAUUCUUAGCUGCAGGGGGAGGGGCUGGUGGGCCUGGACUGCAGUUGCACUUAUCAGCCAAGGGUUUUCUGGAUUUCAUUAAAAUUCUCUGGCUGUCUUUCGGGAUUGCUCCAUUGGAUAUGACUGCACUGGAGCUGGUCCAACUGUUCUUUCAGCCACAUACCCAUCAAAUUACAAAGCCCCUCAGGACAAGAGAAAAUUGAAGCUGUAUAAAUGAGUAUGGAAGAUUAUGAUUUCCUGUUCAAAAUUGUUUUAAUUGGCAACGCUGGUGUGGGGAAGACGUGCCUCGUCCGACGAUUCACUCAGGGUCUUUUCCCCCCAGGUCAAGGAGCCACAAUUGGAGUUGAUUUUAUGAUUAAGACAGUGGAGAUUAAUGGUGAAAAAGUAAAGCUACAGAUCUGGGACACAGCAGGUCAAGAGAGAUUUCGGUCCAUUACCCAGAGUUAUUACAGAAGCGCCAAUGCCUUGAUCCUCACCUAUGACAUUACCUGUGAGGAAUCCUUCCGUUGCCUUCCUGAGUGGUUGCGGGAGAUAGAACAAUAUGCCAGCAACAAAGUCAUCACUGUGCUAGUGGGCAACAAGAUUGAUUUGGCUGAAAGGAGAGAGGUAUCCCAGCAGAGAGCUGAAGAAUUCUCAGAAGCUCAGGACAUGUAUUAUCUGGAGACCUCAGCCAAGGAAUCUGAUAAUGUAGAGAAACUCUUCCUUGAUUUAGCAUGCCGACUUAUCAGUGAAGCCAGACAGAACACACUUGUGAACAAUGUAUCCUCACCAUUACCUGGGGAAGGGAAAAGCAUCAGCUAUUUGACUUGUUGUAAUUUCAACUAAAGGCUAAGGCAAGGAGAAGCAAAAGGGAUCAGCAGUUGCCCUGAUGGGCCACAAGUUUCCGGGGAGAUCUGGAGGUGACUGUGGCUCCCACUCUUGGACCUUGUGACUCCUGUGGGAUCCUGAGCUUGCAAAGCAUGGCAGGCCAAGGGCCUUAACCAUAGGCCAGCAUCAUCAGAACACAUCAUGGUUUCACCUUUUUGCAGUCUGGAGUUGGAGCAAGAAGAAAAUUGCAGUAGGCACUCCAUGAUCUGCAGAGCAUGUUGCUUUUCUUUUUUUUAAAAGCAAGUAAAAAUGCAUUCCUGAACACAGCCCAGGGGGAAACGGACUGUAGGAAUCCCUCAUGCACGUCAUUGGGUGCAUGUGGGGGCUGUUCUUUAGGGCUUCAGGGCUUCAGUGGUAAUCUUCUGGGGGUCCUGGUUUUCUUUGCAACCAGAUAAACCAAAACUGGGAAAGCCAAGUACUGUCUCUGUGGUGUCUCUGUGUGAUGACCCUGUGGGGAUUUUGAAAAGUGUUAUAUCUCUUGUCCACAGGCACUUUCAAGAACUUUGGGAAGUAAAAAUGAAAUGAAACCUUUACCCAUGACCAACAGUAACAAUCAUUGUUUUAAUAAUACAUUCAAGCUCCAUGACUCCUUUUGGUGCUAAUGAUUCUGCUGUUUCCUAGACCAAACAUUUUAGUACAUUGAUGUCCUUAAAUGUAUUAUACAGAAAUAAAAAAUGGGGGAAGUCCAUGAAUCAG